Messenger RNA from Exserohilum turcica Et28A, 1122 nucleotides. RefSeq lists its product as uncharacterized. The record is from RefSeq and is a predicted model, not a curated record. The coding region runs from base 1 to 1122 and encodes 373 amino acids. The transcript has 2 exons. NCBI's taxonomy places the organism in Eukaryota, Fungi, Ascomycota, Dothideomycetes, Pleosporales, Pleosporaceae.
AUGGGUCGCCCAUUCGUCACAUCACGGGAGAACCUCGAGCUGCUCAGGAGCUCUGCCUUUGAGUCGGAACACGCCUGGCAAUACGACACGUCGUACCUGCAACACGAGGCGGCCGCCCUGGCGCUCGAGCACGAAAUGGAGCUGGCCCACACGAGCAUCUCGCCCGACGGCAUAUCAGACGAGCACGUGCGCAUAAUCAAGACGCAAAUCACCAUCCACCGGGAGAGGCAGCGGGCACUGCGGCCGCACCUGGAGAGCGGCAGCGACCAGAUUGACGAAGAGGGCAACGAAUGCGUCUUUGUCCCGGCGCCCAACCAAUGGGGAGCCAACGGCGACCUGGACGAGGAGAGCGAGAGCCUGUCUGCAAUCCAAAACCUUCUUACAUGGCAGACGUCAUACUCGCCAGUCUCACAGCAUUCACUCUACGACCAAUUCCCCUCAACAGACAUUCCCUACCAUUCUCUCCUGGACCCAGCACAGCCCACGGUGACAUUCAACCUGCACCGCACGCGCGAAUGGAAAGGCUCGUCGGGCCACCGCAAGUACAUCUACAGCGCGCGGGACCACUCGGACAAGUACACGUUAUACAUGCUCGAGGCCAUGCACCGCGACGACAGCCAAGUCAAUGCCGCAGACUUCUUCCGCGUGGCCGAGUUCCCGCACCCGUGCAUCUCGGUGCUGCUUUCCGGCAUCGACAAAAAGCGCAUCACGAGCGAUUCGUCCAAAGACGCGGCGUACAAGUCGCGAUGCAUUCACCUGCGCGGCCCGUUUUCGCAGCCAAUCAAGGAGUACCCCGACCGACAGCAAAAGGCACCGUGGUCCCCGCGACGCUUUGCGUAUGGCGGGCGGCGCUUUGUGUGGAAGCAAGGCGACCCCAACGACGACGCCAUGCCAGAGACGCUGUACGAGUACCAAAAGGAUUGGGCCAAGCCGGGCAGCCGAACGGGCAAGCGAUGCGAUGAUGCCAUGCCAGUCAAGCUCGUGUGGGGGGAGAAGCGGCGAAAGGGCAAGGUGGACAGCUACACGAUCCACUUCCGAGGCGGCAUGGACCAGGUGUUUCGGGAAAUGCUGCUGGCGAGCCAGAUGGCGCGGCAGGUCUGCCUCUUCACGGCCAUGGGCUAG